Molecule: messenger RNA, 2713 nt
Organism: Pelodiscus sinensis (Chinese soft-shelled turtle)
Lineage: Eukaryota; Metazoa; Chordata; Testudines; Trionychidae
Product: tumor necrosis factor receptor superfamily member 10B
Biological process (GO): TRAIL-activated apoptotic signaling pathway; positive regulation of apoptotic process
Cellular component (GO): cell surface; plasma membrane
Molecular function (GO): protein binding
Source: RefSeq, a predicted model, not a curated record
UAGUUGGAGUGAGCGCGGCGAGACCAGCGGAGCGUUCGCCUGGCGUCUUACGCUCCGUCCCGGGGAGAGGGGCGCACGGAGCCGAGCGAGGCGAGCCCUGCCCGGGACAGCGGGGCGCUAGGGGCGCCCCCCCCCCCCGGCAGCGGGAUGAGCCCGGGGCUGGCCAGCGUGUUGCUGCUGCUUCUCUGCGCGUUCGCGCAUGAAGCCAGGCCUGCAAGUAUCUCGCUGACCCGGAGUCUGGAGGGGCCUCGUUCGAUCCCCAGAGCCUUUAGUCACAGCACGGAGGACUCGGAGUUCGACGAACAUGAAGAUCAUCUUCGCAAAACGUGCCCUGCAGGUUUCUACUUGAACGCGAGCAUGAAGUGCGACAAGUGCGAAGAAGGCAUUGAGUUCACAGAGUUCCCCAAUGCGCUUUCCAGGUGCCUGCCUUGUCAUGUCUGCAGAAAAGAUGAGGUGCAGCUAAGUCCGUGCCACAGCAGCAAGGACACGCAGUGUGCUUGCAAGAACGGAACCUUUUGCUCGCCGGACCAUCCCUGUGAAAUAUGCCAGAAGUGCAGAACCAGGUGUCCCGAAGGCGAAGUGCAGGUCAGCUCCUGUACGCUGCAAAGUGACAUCCAGUGUGCACAUCCCACAAGCCCCCCACCUGCAGCUGGCCGCAUUACUGGCAUGACGGUAGCUGGGAUAUUGGUGCUUCUAGCAGUGGUUGGGGCCUUGCUUGGGGUCUGGUGGUGGCGCAGAAGGAAUCGCAAAUCCUCUUCUGAAGGGGACCCGACAAAGAAGUCCGCCAGCAUUAAGGCUCAUCAUAUCUUGUCACCGCUGAGGAACUGCGCUCGAAGGAGACCGGGCACGCAGGACAACAUGCGGAAUGAGCAGCUGGAUCAGGAAUCCCGGAGUGUGUUGCUGACUGUGUCAGACCCUGAAGAAGCAGCCAGGGAGGAGAGCCAGGGCGAGACGAGGGCUCCACAGGCAACAGCCCCGAAGCUGGAGGUGUUGCAGCAAAACCCAGCCUCUGGCAUGGCAAGCAAGAGGAGGAAGCUGGUGCCAAUCGGUGAACAGAACCCAAUAGACAUUUUGCGGUGCUCCUUUGAGAUCUUCACUCAGGAAGUGCCCUUCAAGGACUGGAGAAGGUUCGGGAGGGCCCUCCUCCUCUCGGAAAACGAGAUUGAGUUGGCCGAGAGGAGCGACAAGUACUCGCAGGAGCCACAUUACCAGAUGUUAAAUACCUGGCAGAACAAAACUGGGGCAGGAGCCUCCGUCAACCAGCUCCUGGAGACCUUGGAGAAGAUUGAUCUCAGAGGCGUUGCGGAUAUUAUCCGCGCCAAGCUGACUGACCUGUACAAGGAGGAAGAAUUAAACUGAGGAACGGGGGGAACUGCCUUACUCGUCUCUAAGCCAGAACCACAAAUGCCUCCAAUCUUGGCUCUUCCCCUGGGCUGUGUUAACGCAUCCUUGGGAGAGACCCGCUGCGGGGUGGGAGGGGAGUUAGCCACUUGAACAAAAGAGCCUCACGCCCUCUAGGAAGAGUGCGAUGCUGCAAAAUCAGCUGCACAGGCCACGGGUUCUUCCUCCAAAGGGCAGAAUCUAAGUUACUGUGAGACAGCCAAGCUGGGAUUUCUGGGUACUGCUCUGUUGGAACGACUCAAAUACGUUCUCGUGAAACACCAGGGAAAUCUGGCGUUGCCUGACUCGUCCCGGCUGCGGGGUCUUGGUAGCUGGCGAGACCGAUGAAAGGCAAAGCUGGCAUGUUCGUCAUUCAGGGCUCCCCUCUGAAAGACCCGACCCAACCAAAUAUGCAACACCUGCCGCCGCCUGCUUUACCUUUCUGGGAAACUUGAUAAGCUGUUUGCUGGCCAGAGCCUCUACCUCCCUCUGUGGCGGGCAGAUUUUAAUUGGCUUCUGGGUCAUUUGUUACUUGCUGUACAUUUUAGCUGUUUCAUUUGCUGUAUGGAAGGAUUAGACAAUGCCUAUCUAAGACUUGAGGACUGAAGUGAGGGGCAGAUGACUCUACUCUGUUGGUACUGAACCUGUGAGUCACAGGGCUUUGCUGUCUCUUCAAGGGGGCCAAAUCCCAGCAGAGCUCUGCUGAGAACGCCAGAGAUCGGGGUUCACACCCUUGCUCUGCCACAGACUUCAUGUGGGACCUUGGGCAUGUCUCUGCACCCCUUCCGACCAAUGGGGACCACAGCACUGCCUAUUGGAUGGGUUGGGACAUGCUGUCUGGGCACCAGUCCAGUAGCUUUUGUACAUAGCGGAGGGACAGUUUGGCCGUGAAACGAACUACCGUUACUGAGCAGGGUGGAGUGAUGCGGGGGUGACCAUCCAGCCCUCCAAAAAGCCAGCUGGCACCUGCAUGGUGCGUUUGGCACACUCAUGGUCAGCCAGCCUCCGCUCGGCAUGCGGCUUGGACAGCCGUCCCUUUCCCUAAUAACGCUUGAACAUCGAAAUGACCCUCCCUUCUUUCGGUGGCAGAAUCCCUCCAUGUAUUUUAAAGCUGUGCGUAAAAGAAGAAGCUGGAGGAGGUGGCAUAUUUAAGUAUUUAUUAGGAAUUUUAAAUGUAAGUAUUUAACUUAAAAGGUAAUAUAAAAAUAGGAUUUUUUUUUCUCCUCUUGUGUGUUGCAGUUGUUUGUACAGACCUCUGGCCCAGCCAGGUUUUUUAAAUUUCCAGUUUUAUACAUGAUUUGUAUGAAGGAAGAAUAAACUUUUUUAUAUGCUA